Messenger RNA from Corylus avellana, 2549 nucleotides. RefSeq names its product UDP-Glycosyltransferase superfamily protein. The record is from RefSeq and is a predicted model, not a curated record. Lineage: Eukaryota; Viridiplantae; Streptophyta; Magnoliopsida; Fagales; Betulaceae.
UGACACAUGUUAUGUUUCCUCUGCGACUCUUGCCUUGCCGGAGAAGACACGCCACCUUCGGAUUCCAGAACUUCUAACUUUAACGCCACUUCUCAACUGUACGCGACAAAAACCAAACCACUCCCAAAUUCGGUUUUAAGAAAGACAAAAAAAAUGUCUCUUCCUUGGCUUCCAUGUCAUCCGCCACACCACGGCCACCGAUGUCCGACGUGUCACUCUCACGCCGGAAACUAACGUCAACGGCCAUCCACAUCAUGGCCUUGGACGGCAUCUUCAACGUCAACUCGCUUUUCACCUUCGCGCUCUUCCUCGGCCUCUCGUGGUACCCCACCAACGACCCCAGCUCCACCCUCGUCGGCGGCGCGUGCAUAGCCAGCACCGCCAUCGCAGAAGACCUCGUGGCCUUCCACGUCUACUCCUUCAGCUCCUUCCUCUUCUCCAGCCUCAUCGCCUUGGCUCUCAAGCAGGCCAUCAAGAUUAGCAAAAGCGGCCAUGAAGUUAGGAUCGGUGGCCGUGGUGGUGAUCAGGUGUUCAGUGUCACCAAGGGGCAUCUUAACACGGCCACGUUGCGGGCCGGCAUACUCGUUUCUGCAUUCGGGUCGGUUUUCGGGUGUGGGUUCUUGAUGAUGGCACUGGUUGACUUGGUUCAGAUCAAGCUGGGGGUAUUGGGUUGUGGGAGUUGGUAUACUUUCGCAGCAAUUGGUCCUCUGGUUAUUUUGGUUCCUCUGGCACUCGUCAUUUAUGUCUUUCUUGUGCUCUACGCUUUUGCUCGCGGGAUUGUUCCAAGGCCUACUGUGAAGAAGAAGCAGGAAGUGUCAUUGAGAGGAGGAAGAAGGGGUUUGAAGAGUGGAAGCUUUCUAAUGGAAAGGGUUUUGUGUGGAAAUUCAUCAGAUUCAUAUUCUAGGAUUCCUGCAACAGUGGAGUUGUCGAAAGUGCCUAGGCCAGUCACAUAUGGUCUAGCGGCCAUGAAGAAUGUGGCGUUUGGGAAUUUGGCUUUGGUGUUUAGAACAACAUUUGUUGUCUGUCCUGGGGCUAUGACAAGUGUGUUGGUCUCAAAAGAGUUGCCUUCCAUGGCAAAUAAUCAUAAUACUAUUUUGAGUUUCCGUUCACUCUGUUUCAUCAUCUUCAUCCUCUGUGCCUUCUCAUUCAUCUCAUUCCUCUAUUGGUGCCACUGCUCAGAUUCAGUGCCAUGCUACUCCCGUUACCAAGCAACUGAGCAAAAGCAGAAUCUGAAUCAACCUAUUAACCUCCUUACAUUCCCAUCUGCAUGGAAUCAUCUUUCCUUUUCCUCAGAACCGCCUGCAAAACUGCUUAAGAUUGCACUCUUUGUCAAGAAAUGGCCUGAAAAAUCUCAUGCAGGGGGGCUUGAACGACACGCCUUGACCCUACACCUUGCCCUUUCCAAAAGAGGCCAUGAGCUUCAUAUUUUCACCACAUUUCCCUCAAACUCUUCCUUCCCGAGAUACCCAAUGAGGAAUUUAUAUUUUCACCUCUCAAAACCAACAGCUGCGGGUUAUCUGGAUCAAGCUUCUGUAUGGAAGCAAUUUCAGACUCAAAAUUCAUCCGGAAGGCCUUUUGAUGUCGUCCACACAGAGAGUGUUGGUCUCAGGCAUACAAGAUCGCGGUAUCUGACCAACUUAGCUGUUUCUUGGCAUGGGAUUGCAUAUGAAACCAUUCACUCUGACAUCAUUCAAGAACUUUUGCGACCUCCUAAAGAACAGCAGGCACACGCAUUGACUGAAAGAGCUAUGAAGGUUGUGGAAGAGGUGAAUUUCUUCCCAAGGUAUGCCCACCAUAUUGCUACAAGUGAUCAUGCUGGAGAUGUCUUGAAAAGAAUCUACAUGAUCCCAGAAGAAAGAGUUCAUAUCAUUCUCAAUGGUGUAGAUGAGGAGCUUUUCAAGCCAGAUGUUGCCAAGGGAAAUGAAUUUAAGAAGAAGUUUGGCAUUCCGGUUUCUAAGUUAUUAGUUCUGGGAAUGGCAGGGAGGUUGGUGAAGGACAAAGGACACCCGUUAAUGUUUGAAGCUCUGAGGGAAAUGUUCAAGGAAAAUGAAACAUUCCGGGAAACCAGCGCUGUUCUGGUUACCGGCGAUGGUCCUUGGGCCGCAAGAUACAGAGAUCUUGGGGUAAAUGUUCUGGUUCUGGGGCCGCUGGAACAAGCUCAACUGGCAAGGUUUUAUAAUGCCAUUGAUAUUUUUGUAAACCCAACUCUUCGAGCUCAGGGGUUGGAUCAUACUCUGUUGGAAGCCAUGCUUUCUGGUAAGCCGGUAAUGGCUACAAGGCUGGCCAGCAUUACAGGGUCUGUGAUUGUUGGUACAGAAAUUGGCUAUACAUUUUCUCCAACAGUAUCUUCAUUAAAAGAGACCCUUUAUAGAGCUUGGCUUGAUGGCAGGGGAGUUCUGCAGAAGAAAGGUCAGGUUGCUUUUCAGAGAGGUUUGGAGUUGUUCACGGCCACCAAGAUGGCUGCUGCAUAUGAGAGACUAUUCCUUUGCAUUUCGGAUGGUGGGAACAAAAGUGACAAUUAUUGUCAGUACCACUCUCCACUCAAUUAA